Messenger RNA from Closterium sp. Yama58-4, 603 nucleotides. The record is from the annotation of a GenBank genome assembly. NCBI's taxonomy places the organism in Eukaryota, Viridiplantae, Streptophyta, Zygnematophyceae, Desmidiales, Closteriaceae.
AUGUGGCUGAGAGAAGACGGGAAAACGAAUCGAGAGAAUACAGGCCCUCAGAAGACUGCAUGGGAGAGAAUCAAGGUAGCAUCAGGAGGGACCAAGCUGAGCCUGACGAGUCUCCACGGCCUAUCAGACGACAUGCUCGCCCACGUGUCCACCAUGAGCCAUCUAAAGAGCAUUGACCUGGACUCUAGCUCAGGUUUCAGUGCAGAGGGCAUCAAGCACCUGUACAUGCUUCCACGGCUGGAGACGCUAGAUCUCAAUAACACAAAGCUCGAUGACAGUGCCUUGGAAGGCAUUGGGUCGAUUGUUGGGCUCAAGCACCUCUAUCUCCAUCGCACCAAUGUGACAGACGCAGGUCUACCGCACUUUGCACACUUUUCCUUUCUAAGAAAACUGAGGCUCUCUAAAUGCAAGGGUGUGACAAAUGCUGGCAUGGUGCAUGUGGGGAGGCUGACAGGGAUUGAGAAACUUUGGCUGCGUGGCACGGCAGUCACGGAUGAUGGGCUGCAGCAGCUGACUGCCCUGACCAAGCUGAGAACUCUCCAGCUGCCGAAUGGGAAUAUGGUCAACGAUGAGGAUGUGCACAGGUGGAUAGGCAGGAGGUAG